Messenger RNA from Volvox carteri f. nagariensis, 1564 nucleotides. RefSeq lists its product as uncharacterized. The record is from RefSeq and is a predicted model, not a curated record. NCBI's taxonomy places the organism in Eukaryota, Viridiplantae, Chlorophyta, Chlorophyceae, Chlamydomonadales, Volvocaceae. The transcript is spliced from 8 exons. Bases 284 to 1564 code for a protein of 426 amino acids.
CGAGGCCUCGAAGAUUUGUCUUGGCUUCUGCAAGAUUGGUGUAUGCUAGGCAUUCCCAAGAUGGGGCAAAAUCUGCAAUCUUAACAUUCUUAAUAUUUUCGCUAGGACAACCUUGAACACAACGCCCAACGCAACGCAUGCAUCUCCUGGGGAAUUGUGCUCGUAAAUGGCUGCGAGGCUACAUUUUCAGCUUGAGCCUUGUAGCCUGCAGUAGGAGUGAAUAGGAAUUUGGCUUCUGGGUCAUAAGGCUUGGCUUACUUGCUUCAUCCUGGCGCACGACAGCAUGGGCAGGGCCAAGCGAAGCCAGGAGGGCCCCAGGACGACCUACCUGGUUCAAACUUUAGCUCUUUGCUUCGUUUAUCAUGCUGACACCUUCACCCACAUCGCUCGACUCCUAAACCAUGCAGUAUGCGUCGCACAGCCCUCAGAACCCUUCCAUGCCCGUUUGGGUCCCGGCCUCCGAAACCAGUUCCCCGACUACCCUUGCCCUUCCGCCGCCGUCUCAACCGCCGCGGCCUCGGGCCCUCCGAAUCGACAACAGCUUCGCUACCUCCUGGCCCGUCCGUUCGCCUCCCAUGCGGCCUACCUCCUCCCCCCUCUCCUAUCCGUUUCGGAGGCAUGGUGCCUCGUCAGCCUCUUUCUUACAUGGUCGUACACUGUCGUACUGCUACUACCGCCUUUGCGACGGCGGCUGCGUGCGGCGCCGCGUCUCCAGCUGGGGUGGCUGCUUGCCAACGUGGUCAAUGAUACAAUUGUACCUCCGCUUUGUUGGGGCCUUAUGACCGUGUGGCGGGCGGGAGGUCUGGCCGGGGGCAGUACGGCGCCGUCGCCGUCGCCGUCGCCGCCGUCGUCCGUGUUCCACUACACCCCUGUGGUCUGUGAGGCGCUUGGCUACGCAGCGUUUCUUGGGCUGCCUCCCUGGUUCGUCCACGUGCUUGCCGUAAUCACAAGCGCCUCCUUGUGGAUGAUCACGACGCUGCUCGUACGACACGGCUUGGUGGAACAGGUGCCGUACAGCCUGUCGGGCUUGUGGCAGCGGCAGCAAGCCAGUACGGCGGCGGCGGCGGAGUCUCGGUCGCAGCAAGAGGACAGCAAGCGACCGGGGGAGCUGACGGCGCAGAGCUGGGGCGGCGGGUUUGGCCCCCUCGGCGACGGCUGUUUCUUCGGACAGCUGCCGCACCCAGCGGCUGCGUCGCCGUUGACGUUGGAGGAGCUACGAGCAAUGGUGACUGCGGCGCGAACGGCGCCGUACUGUCCCGAUCCGUGGUUUGACCUGACGCGGGCACAUGUACAACUGCCGGGGGUGGCGGCGGAGGCGUUGACUUCGGAGUGGCGGAAUGCCGUACUGCGGAGGCUGGCCGCCGACCUGCCCGACGGCUACACCGUAAUCGGCCUAACAGCGUACGAGAGCAGCCAGAUGGCGGAGGCUGGGGUUAACUUUAUCCCAGGUCACCACCGUCCAUCAACUAGGGGCGCAAUGCCUUCCACCAUCGGAAGGACUUUUGACCCUAAUGGGUAUCGAUCCCUGGAUCUCCCGGGGGCAAUGGUCGCGCCUUACCGGUAG